Molecule: messenger RNA, 5410 nt
Organism: Salarias fasciatus (jewelled blenny)
Lineage: Eukaryota; Metazoa; Chordata; Actinopteri; Blenniiformes; Blenniidae
Product: solute carrier organic anion transporter family member 5A1-like
Exons: 9
Coding region: 767-3409 (880 amino acids)
Biological process (GO): sodium-independent organic anion transport; transmembrane transport
Cellular component (GO): basolateral plasma membrane
Molecular function (GO): protein binding
Source: RefSeq, a predicted model, not a curated record
UAUUUGGGUGUUUUCUGGUCAGUUUGCAGCCCGCAGCGCGGCUCCUGCUCUGCGGGCUUUUACUCUGAAGGGCUCCGCGGGGCGGUGCGGGGCGGUGCGGGGCUGCAGCUUGAUGUCUGCAUGUUUUGAACGGAGCAGCUGAGCAGCACUGCAGAGAUCCGCAGCCCUCCUCAUCUCACCGGCUCCUCUCCCGCAUCUUCCCCGGGAGUCUGCCGGUCGCCUCCCCGCCGAAGCAGCGCCUGUCCCGGGCCGGAGGGAGCGCCGCGGCCGCCGGGGAGCGUCCGUCCGAGCCGGGAGCAUCCGAGCCGGAGCUGCCCUUGACUCGGGGAGGAGAGGAGGAGAGCGGUGACAUUGUCUCCCGGUGAUCGCGGGACUCUCCGGGAUGCUCCGGCUCCGCGCGCCUCAUCCGUCUCUGCUGGCCGCGGAGCCGCGUCCUGCAGCGGGAAGCCUCUCCAGGGAGCCCCGGCCCCGGAGCUCCGCGAGCCGGCCGGAGGAGGCCUGACUCUCCGGGUCUCCACCUCCGGAUUAGAUGGUGGCAGAGAGCAAGUGUGCACGAGCAGAUAAACAAACCGGGGGCUGUCCUGCCUGCAGAUAAGCAGGAUAACGGCGCUUUUCUCUCUCCGGCUGUUUUUACGGGCUGCUUUGGGCCUCUUGGACUCCGCAGGCUGUCUGUGGGAGUACAUGUUCCUAUAAAUAAUAGAUGGAAUGGGCAGCAGCCACUGAUCUGUGAAUUUAGGCCUUGACUGGGAGGGUUCGACUGAAGACGAUGGCAGACCACGAGGACACCGAGCUGUCCGAGUCCUUACGGAAGGACGACGAGCUGGAGGAGCCCUCCUCCACCCUCAAGUCCAAAAGUUUACCUACCCUGAACGAAGGAGCCCCUCAAGAGAAGACCCUGCUGGCCUGCUCGGCCCGCAUGUCCAUCACCGCUGAGGAGAGCACCGAGUUCAUCCAGCUUCCUGCCAAGACGGAGGGCGUCCAGGCCGAGUCCCCGACCCGGACCGGCUACCCUCCGAAGCCGGGGAAGUCGGCCCUGAACCGGCCCAGCUCCUACAUGGAGAACACGGAGAUCCGCAGGAGCAAGAGCGUGGCCCGCAGGAAGCCGCUGGGCUUCUUUGCGUCCCGGGUGGCGCGGAUCCGCCUGCCCAGCAGGAAGUACCUGGGCCUGAUCCUCCAGGACUCACGCUGCUUCCUGUUCUGCAUGUGCUACCUGACCUUCAUCCAGUCCCUCAUGGUGUCCGGCUACCUCAGCAGCGUCAUCACCACCAUCGAGAAGAGGUACAGCCUGAGGAGCUCCGAGUCGGGCCUCCUCGUCAGCUGCUUCGACAUCGGGAGCCUCCUGGUCGUGGUCUUCAUCAGUUACUUCGGCGGGCGGGGUCAGAGGCCCCGCUGGUUGGCGGUGGGGGGGAUCUUCAUCGCGGUGGGCGCCGCGCUCUUCUCCUUACCUCACUUCAUCUCCCCGGCCUACCAGAUCCAGGAGGUCAACUCGUCCUCGGCCAACGAGGGCCUGUGCAUGAACAGCAACGCCAGCGGCAGGGACCGCGUCGACAUCACUUCCUGUCCUAGAGACCAGGAGGGCAACGAGCACAACCUGUACGUGGCGCUGUUCAUCAUCGCUCAGAUCCUGGUCGGCAUGGGCUCCACGCCCAUCUACACGCUGGGCCCCACCUACCUGGACGACAACGUGAAGAAGGAGAACGCCUCGCUGUAUCUCGCCAUCAUGUACGUGAUGGGGGCCCUGGGCCCGGCGGCCGGUUACCUGCUGGGAGGGGUCCUCAUCGGCUUCUACGUGGACCCGAAGACCGUGGUCAGCAUCGACCAGAGCGACCCCCGCUUCAUCGGCAACUGGUGGAGCGGCUUCCUGCUGUGUGCCGUGGCCAUGCUGCUGGUCAUCUUUCCCAUGUUCACCUUCCCCAAGAAGCUGCCGCCCCGACACAAGAAGAAGAAGAGGAGGAAAAAGCUGAGCCUGGACGACCUGUCGAGCGACGACGACGUCCUGAAGGAGAAGAGCAACAACAAGAACCAGGCCGUCACCUCGUCCAUGGGCUUCGGGAAGGACAUUAAAGACCUUCCCAAAGCCGCCGUGAGGAUCCUGAGCAACGUGACCUUCCUGUUCGUCAGCCUGUCCUACACCGCCGAGAGCGCCAUCGUCACCGCCUUCAUCACCUUCAUCCCCAAGUUCAUCGAGUCUCAGUUCGGGAUCCCGGCCUCCAACGCCAGCAUCUACACCGGUGUGAUCAUCGUGCCCAGCGCCGGCGUGGGAAUCGUCCUGGGCGGAUACAUCAUCAAGAAGCUGAAGCUGGGCGCCCGCGAGUCGGCCAAGCUGGCCAUGAUCUGCAGCGGCGUGUCGCUGCUCUGCUUCUCCACGCUCUUCAUCGUGGGCUGCGAGAGCAUCAACCUGGGGGGGAUCAACAUCCCCUACACCACCGGACCGACCCUCACCAUGACUCAGAGGAAUCUGACUGGAGGCUGCAACGUGAACUGCGGCUGUAAGAUCCAUGAGUACGCUCCGGUCUGCGGCUCCGACGGCAUCACCUACUUCAACCCCUGUCUGGCAGGAUGCAGCAGCGUGGCCAACGACAGCACCGGGGUCAGGAACUACUCGGACUGCGCCUGCGUGCAGAGCCGGCAGGUCAUCACGCCGUCGUCCGGCGGUCCGGGAGGGAACCAGCUGCAGCUCGUCAUCGUCAAGACGUACCUGAACGAGAACGGCUACGCCGUGUCGGGGAAGUGCGACCGCACCUGCAGCACGCUCAUCCCCUUCCUCAUCUUCCUCUUCAUCGUCACGCUCAUCACCGCCUGCGCCCAGCCGUCCGCCAUCAUCGUCACCCUCAGGUCUGUAGCAGAGCAGGAGCGGCCGUUUGCUUUGGGGAUGCAGUUUGUUCUUCUCAGGACUCUCGCCUACAUCCCCACGCCCAUCUACUUCGGCGCCGUCAUCGACACCACCUGCAUGCUGUGGCAGCAGGACUGCGGCGUGCACGGCUCGUGUUGGGAGUACGACGUCACGUCGCUGCGCUUCGUCUACUUCGGCCUGGCCGCCAGCCUCAAGUUCCUGGGCUUCCUCUUCAUCUUCCUCACCUGGUACUCCAUCAAGUACAAGGAGGAGCGGGUGGAGCGCUGGCUGAAGCGCCACCUGUCGCCCGCCGACACGGUGGGCAGCCUGGUCUGCCACCCGGGGGGCCACAAGGGCCACGCCCGCACCCGCUCCUGCCCCGUCAACAUCCCCCGCGCCGACCCCAGCGCCCCGCCCGCCGCCGGCCCGCCGCGCGCCGGCGCCCUCAACCGCGGCGUCAGCACCCAGAGCUGCCCCGGCAACGAGCUGAAAGCAAUAACGCCCCCGCCCCCGGCCGCCGCUGACCCCGCCCCCGGCCCCGCCCAGUCACUGGAACACGUCUCAGUCCGAGUCUGAGUCUCUCAAAGUCCGAAGCCACGGACGGACGGACGGACGAUAAACUGUCAGGCUCAGAAACAUUCGGCUGCAGGUUCGACUCUGAGCAGGUGAAUGAAGAACGUUUGCUUGCUCGGGGAAAUUGUAAAAAGGGGGCGGGGCCAUUUUUCAGCUCACUAAAACUCACUCUCUCACUUUGGAUUGAGGCCGGUUCAUCUGGAACCCCUCAUAUCAGAACCACACGGAGCCCCGUCCCCCAUCUACACCCCCCCCAUUCCCCGUCCGCACCCCCCUCCACCCCCCCCCUCCACCUCUGCAACAUGUGCCUUCUGUCAACACGCCCCCCCCCCCUGUACAUACCAGACAUCCGUAGAUAGACCCCGUCAGUUGGACCCCCACCUCACAGCGUAGGAACUAGUCACCUGAACAGAUACCUCAGCCCCCCCCCCCCCCCCCCCCCCCAGUGUUGUAAAUCUCCACCUUCAUGUCGUCGUCGUCGUCGUCGGGCAGACGCUGCGUCUGCUCAUCAACAAAAAGUGAAAAAAACAAAAGAAGAAGGCGGAGACGUCUGGACAGCGCUGAGAAACCGAUGGUUGGUGCUACGUGAAAAACAGUGUUCAGCCUCCAGUGUUAGUUCGCUCUGAGGGAGGAGGAGGAGCCGGGUGGAGGCCAGGACAGUGGCUGAAGCAGCUGACGGAUGAGCGGCGUCGCCACAAACACACCGGAACACACACACUGGAACAUACCUGAAGACACACUGGAACACACACCCGGCAGUCCAUCUCCCUCGGGCCUGGACCCUGCUGAGGUCUCGGUCCCGGUGAUCCUCAGCUGCAGCUCCUGAAUGUCAUUUCAAGGUUGUUACUUUGAAACAAGCUGCUCCUCAGACCGAUGUGAGAACCGAAGACCCGAACCAGGUGAACUCACCAGAGUGACGUGUUCAGAACAACCCCCCUCCCGCCGCCGCCGCCGCCGCUGCUGUCUUCCUGAUUCUUAGUCACACUCAUGAAAAAGGAGGAGGUGAGGAGGCCUCCGUGGAUCUGCUCGGAGCUUCGUGUUCCGGUUCUGGACAGUUCGCUGAUGGUUCUUCAGUUGACGCAGAAUGAAAACGGGUUCUUCAAUCCAGACAACAUGAAUCAGUCUGAAGAGUCGACCGGAAUCUUCAUGAGCACAGAGUUGCGCCUCCAUCCGGACCGUGGUCCUUCAGGUCUGGACCCGUCUCCGGCUCUGAGUCUGCUCUGUUUUGGUUCUGAAGAUGUUUGAACUCCGGUGCUGAGGAAGGUUCUGCCUCGACUCAAAGCUCCACGAGAUUUGAUCUGAAUGUCUUCAAAUGAGCAACAAGCAGCUUCGCUUCGUCACGAGUCCAUUUGUUCAAAUAAUCACGUCUUUUUGCAGAUUUUAGCCUUUUUCCUUUUCCUUUUUUUAAAGGAAAUGUAAUUUUUUUAGAAUUUUAAGAGAUGAGGAUCAAUGAAAUCAGAUCAAUGGAGGCGAGCGUCUCAUUCAGGAAAGGUGCUUUCACUUUCCUUUAGUUCCAGAAGAGUCUCGUGUUGCGUCGUGUUAGCUAACGUUAGCCGCUUUAGCCAGUGCUUGCCGCGUUAGCUAGUGAAGUGUUUGGGAGGAAGAGGAGGAAUGUCACAAUAAAAGGUUUUAGAUGAAACACCGAGUUCAGGUGAAAAUAUUUUACUUGAAUGUUUUUCUUGAGAUCCUGAAAGUGUUCAGAGAUUUUCAAUCCACGAUUCGCUCGGCGCCACAGUGCGGCCAAAAGACAGUGUUACGACCGCCGAGCCACCGCCCCGCUGAACCGCUGAACCACUGCACCACCGAACCACUGCACCACCCAACCUCUUCACAGGACAACUGGACCUGCAAGAACAGACUGAGGGAAACUCCAGCGUCCUGUAACCAAUACAUGGAAGUGUUAUUCUCACACACACACACACACACACACACACACACACACACACACACACACACACACUCUGGUCCUUCGGCCUGCAGCUCCUCAUUUCGGGCGAUGGUUCU